GUUCGCAGCAAGAGCAAAGCAGCUAAGGCUGGACUGUGUGAGGGAGAUGAGGUGGUGUCUAUCAAUGGCAAGCCUUGUGGAGACUUAACCUAUGCUGAAGUUAUCGUUCUAAUGGAAAGCCUGACUGAUGUCCUGCAGAUGCUUAUCAAGAGAUCCUCCAAUGGAAUAAAUGAAACCUUGAGUGCUGAAAGAGAAAAUGGAAAGCACGAUAACAUAAAAAAUGAGGACUACAGGGAGACUACUACACUGCAAAUUAACACAGCGAAAGAGGUACCCCAUGGAGAUUUAUGCAUCACAGAGAUAUACAGUGAGACUCACCAGGGAACAGGAGAAAGCAACAUACACUUUUCUGAAACAAAACAAGAGACCACACAAAGCCACAGAAUUACUCCUAAAGUGAUAGGCACCUCCAAAGUGCUCAUGACAGAUGAGGCUGCUUUCAGAGGGAAGACAGAAGAAAGAAGGCCAGGUACUAUGGUUGAGCUGCAGUUGUCCCUCUCAAAUGACACGCACAAGGGCACCAAUGCUCCUGCUGUGACUCUCUUAGGGGCAGAAAAAUGCACCCCUUCAGGAACAGGACCCAGUGUACAACAAGACAGGACUAGCCCUGUAGUCGCAAUUCCCCUGGGCGUGAAAGAGGGCAACGUCCAGUGGUCAAGCAAAGUAGUCCAGUUUUCCAGUGGCAAAGAGGUCAAGAGGAUCCAAGGUGCAGCUCCAUCUCUCCCCAGGGUGGAAGUGAUCCUAGACUGUUCAGACAGGGAGAAGGAAGCGCCCAGGUCUCUAGCUGAAAGGGGGUGUGUUGAUUCUCAAGUAGAAGGAGGGCAGUCAGAAGCACCUCCUUCCCUCCACUCCUUUGCAAUCUCAUCAGAAGGCACAGAGCGGGGAGAAGACGACCAGCACUCGGAAAGGGAUCACAGACCUCUCAAGCACAGGGCGAGGCACGCAAGGCUCCGGAGAAGUGAGAGUCUGUCAGAGAAGCAAGUCAAAGAAGCCAAAUCUAAAUGUAAAAGUAUUGCAUUGCUGCUGACAGCAGCUCCCAAUCCCAAUUCCAAGGGGGUGUUGAUGUUCAAGAAGCGUCGUCAAAGGGCAAGGAAAUAUACUUUAGUUAGCUACGGUACUGGGGAGUUAGAACGUGACGAAGACGAGGGUGAAGAAGGUGAAGGUGAAGGUGAAGAGGGGGACAAAGAAAACACUUUUGAAGUGAGUUUGCUUGCAACAAGUGAGUCAGAAAUAGAUGAAGAUUUCUUCUCUGACAUUGACAACGACGGUAAGAUUGUGACAUUUGACUGGGACAGUGGUCUGCUUGAGGUUGAAAAGAAGACAAAAAGUGGAGACGAGAUGCAGACGCUUCCAGAGAGCACAGGUAAAGGGGCCCUCAUGUUUGCCAAGAGACGGCAGAGGAUGGAUCAGAUCACAGCUGAGCAAGAGGAGAUGAAGGCACGCACAGUGCAUACAGAGGAGCGAAGGGAAGCCACCAUGUCAGAGAACUUCCAGAAAGUAAGCUCUUCAGUCUAUCAAACAAAGGAGGAAGAAAUGUCAAGACACCAGACCUGUGUGAGCAAAAGCUACAUAGAUAUGAGCCAGAAUCAUAGCAAAACGGUACAACAAAAUGGCUUUGGCUUAGCACCAGACACAAACCUGUCUUUCCAGUCCUCUGCAGCUCAAAAAGCUGCAUCUUUGAAUAAAACAGCUAAACCCUUCCCUUCUGGGGUUCAAAACCGAGCAGCUGCACCAUUUUCACCCACAAGAAAUGUCACCAGUCCUCUUUCAGAUAUACCAGCACCACCUCCUUACUGCUCUAUCAGCCCACCACCUGAGGCUUUAUACAGACCUGUUUCAGCUCAUGUAGCCAGCAGAGCUGCCCCAACGGCGUGGUCACCCACCGAGCCAACAGAACGCAUAGCAUCCAGAGAUGAAAGGAUUGCGGUGCCAGCCAAAAGAACUGGGAUACUGCAAGAGGCAAAGAGAAGAAGCACUUCAAAACCUAUGUUCACUUUCAAAGAAGCACCCAAAGUAAGUCCUAAUCCUGCCCUGUUGUCCCUUGUGCACAAUGCAGAGGGCAAAAAAGGUACUGGAGCUGGUUUUGAGUCAGGACCUGAAGAAGACUACCUCAGUUUGGGAGCAGAAGCUUGCAAUUUCAUGCAGACUCAAGCAUCUAAACAAAAGGCCCCUCCUCCUGUUGCUCCAAAGCCUUCAGUCAAGGUCUCUCCUACUGCUGGUACUCCAGUUUCACCAGUCUGGUCACCUCCAGCUGUAGCUUCUAACAAGACUCCUUCUUUCCCAGCACCAGCCUCGCCUCAGGCAGCAUAUCCUGCACCACUCAAAUUUCCACAGCACCCUCACUCUCCUGCCCAUCCCCCAAGUACUCUCAACCUAGCUGGUCCUUUCAAAGGGCCUCAGGCAACCCUAGCGAGUCCAAACCAUACACCCAAGACAACACCAGUCACACCAAGCGCUGGAGGAACAAAGCCACCCUUUGAGAUGCCACCAGCUAUGAGUGGAAAAGGAGCACAGUUAUUUGCCAGAAGGCACUCUCGAAUGGAGAAGUAUGUGGUAGAUUCAGAGACUGUGCAGGCAAACAUGGCGCGAGCCUCAUCUCCAACUCCAUCUUUACCAGCUUCUUGGAAAUACUCAUCUAAUGUCCGAGCACCUCCACCUGUUGCUUAUAAUCCCAUCCACUGCCCAUCUUAUCCUCCUGCUGCUACCAAGCCCUCCUCUAAAUCCACUGCUGUUACCAAAAAUACAAAAAGAAAACCUAAGAAAGGUCUCAAUGCUUUGGAUAUUAUGAAACAUCAACCUUAUCAACUCGAUGCAUCUUUAUUUACUUUUCAACCUCCUAGUACUAAGGAAAGCCUUGCUAUUAAGCAGACAUCGAAGUUGUCCACUUCAAAGCAAGCUCUACCUUUAAGACCACCUAGUGCUGGCUCUCCUACCACUGCCCGGGCAUCAUCAGUGUACUCUGUGCCAGCCUACAGUUCACAAGCUUCCUUCCAGUCAAAUGCCUCUAUCCCAGUAAAUGAAUCACAUUCACCUACAGGCUACUCCGCAUUUUCUAAGCCAGAAACCACCACAUCUUCUUUGUUUACUGCUCCGAGGCCAAAAUUUUCAGCAAAGAAAGCUGGUGUCACUGCACAGGAAAGACGCAGUGGACGCUCAUUGUCACUUCCUGGGAGACCUUCAUUCAUUUCUCGAGCCAUGUCUCCUACUUCUCCUCUUGUAUUUCAGCCUGCCCCUGAUUACUUCAGCAAGCCAGACACAGCAGCCGACAGGCCUGGCAAGAGACUGACUCCCUGGGAAGCAGCGGCAAGAUCCCCCCUUGGCCUAGUGGAUGAAGCUUUUGGGCCCCAAAACAUGCAGGAAUCCAUUGCUGCUAACGUAGUAUCAGCUGCUCGCAGGAAAACACUUCCUGAGCCCCCAGAUGAAUGGAAACAAAAAGUUUCUUACGAGCCUCCAGUCCCAAGCGGUAGUGUAGCCGUAUUAGGAGGGAAGCAAUCGGGUAUUCUGCCACCCCCCAAAAGCGCCCUGUCUGCCCCAAGUGCCACCACGCAGGCUGGCUCUCAGCUGCAGUAUGCUUACCACAGUCAAUGGUCCAGAACAGAUCCUGAUAUCACGUCCAUGGAUUCCAGGUCUGACUAUUGCUUGUCAACAGCUGAUUCAAACUACAAUCCACAGCCAAGGGGAUGGAGGCGUCCGACAUGAGCAGCUGAAGGGCCUGGCAUAUUUUCCCUUCUUCCAGCUUUCCAAGCCUUAGAUUUGAGUUGGAGAAGGAAAGUUUCUUGCUGGCCUGACGGUCUCUGAACUAAAGAAAUGAGGAGGCAAAAUUGAAUGGAGCACAGUUUUGACAUAACCGAAGGGCUAGCAGCCUCUAGAAUAGACUCAGUUUUACACCUAACCUAAGAUUGUCCUGUUCAUCAAAAGGCAAAAAUACACGUUUCUUGGGGUGAGGGGCGGGAUGAAAGUGGGGCAACCAAUGUGCCUGAUACAAAAAUCUCGAAAGGAUGUAGAUGGAGACAGUACAAGUGCUUGCAGUUAAGUUAAUGUG
This is a messenger RNA of Pelecanus crispus (Dalmatian pelican), 4042 nucleotides long. NCBI's taxonomy places the organism in Eukaryota, Metazoa, Chordata, Aves, Pelecaniformes, Pelecanidae. The record is from RefSeq and is a predicted model, not a curated record.